AUGGCGAUUCUCAAAGAAUCGGACCCUAGGAAAGAAGAUGGUGGAUAUGCUUCGGAAGAUAGUGAGAGCGAUGAUGAGCAAGAUCGACUUGAUAGGGAGCUUGAUUCGAUGUAUGAGAUGUAUCAGGAACAGAAGUCAAGUGCUGAUGCAAAGUUCCGCGCCAAGAAGGCAAGGAAGGAGCAUGAAGAUGGUGACUGGGAAGGGUUUUCGGCGGAGGAGGCACAGAGCGACAACGAUAAUCUGGAGGAGGAUAGUGGUGAUGAUUCGGACGAGGAAGAACCUCUCAAACAAUCUUUGCUGACGGAUCUGGAACGAAAUGAUAAGAGCGCGAGUGGGCUUUCGAAAAGGGCAUCUCAAUUUUUCGAUCAGGAUAUCUUCAAGGACAUUGGAGGUAUACCUGAAGAGGAAUCUGAGGAAGAAGUCGAACAGGAAGAUGAAGAAGUUCAAGCCGACCUUGACAAGCUUAUGAAGGGCAGAGUGGUUGAAGAGGAAGAAGAAGACGAGAUCGUGGAAGAAGCGCCCGAAGCAAGCGACAGCAGUGAUGAUGAAAAUGGGUUCGAAGUUGUAAAACGCAGAGAAGGUGAAGCACAAUGGGAAGAUGAAGAGCCCAAAAAGGAUGGGCGCUUAGACAUCGACAUCAUCACCGCCGAAGCGAUGACCCUCGCCCAGCAAAUCGCCUCCGGCCAAAAAUCCAUGUACGACCUCGCCGAUGAAAGUUUCAACAAAUACGCCUUCAAAGACCGUGACGGUCUCCCCGACUGGUUCCUCGAUGACGAAGGCAAACACGAUAGACCGCAUCGACCAAUCUCGGCAGCCGGGGCAGCAGCCAUCAAAGAAAAGCUCCGAGCUCUGAACGCUCGACCGAUCAAGAAGGUGCGAGAAGCCAAAGACCGCAAGAAGUUCAAGGCAGCGCAACGACUUGAGAAAUUGAGGAAAAAGUCUGCAUUGUUGGCUGAUGAGGAGGGCAUGACCGAGAAGGAGAAAGCGAACAGUAUUGGGAAGUUGAUGAGUAAAGCAGCGAAGAAGAAACCAAGGCAAAAUGUGAAGGUUGUGGUUGCCACAGGUGGUAAUCGAGGAAUUGCGGGCAGACCAAGGGGUGUUAAGGGUAAAUAUAAGAUUGUUGACGCUAGAUUAAAGAAGGAUGUUAGGGGUCUGAAGCGGGCGGCCAAGAAAAGGAAGUGA
Sclerotinia sclerotiorum 1980 UF-70 is the source of this 1182-nucleotide messenger RNA. RefSeq lists its product as hypothetical. Bases 1 to 1182 code for a protein of 393 amino acids. Gene Ontology annotation, cellular component: nucleus. The transcript is spliced from 2 exons. The record is from RefSeq and is a predicted model, not a curated record. Gene Ontology annotation, biological process: rRNA processing. Gene Ontology annotation, molecular function: methyltransferase activity. Lineage: Eukaryota; Fungi; Ascomycota; Leotiomycetes; Helotiales; Sclerotiniaceae.